AUGGCGCUCUCCGUCGUGCUCGCCGCCGUUGCUGUCGCGACUCCCAGAGCCGCGCUGCUAAACGCAAUCGCGCCGCUCGACCGCGGCUUCUCUGCAAAGCCUGCGGACCGAAAAGCGGUGGCGGCGGCGAUAGACGUGCUGGCAAAGGCCGCGCCGGCGCAGCAGGCCGUCCCCGACAUUGGCGGCGACUGGGAGCUGGUGUACACCGACGCGCCCGAUAUCCUCGGCCUCGAUGCGCAGGCGGGGCCUUUCGUGCGGUGCUCGCGGAUCGGGCAGCGGAUCAGCGAAAGAGAGGGCACGAUCGAGAAUGUGAUCGAGUACGAGCCGCGUGAGUGGGCGACCUCGCUCUUCUCCAACCUCAAGGGCGACCGGCUGCAGCAGCGCGUGGUCACCUCCUUUGCUCGCCGCGAGGGCAAGCCAGCGACCGUCGACCUCAAGAUCCGGGGCGUGCGGCUGCUGCCGAGGCAGGCGCUGGGCGUGUCGCUCGAGAGUGCGCCUCCGCUGCAGUUGCUCGGGCCGCUCGAGCCGCCCUUCGGCUCUUUCGAAGUGCUCUAUUGCGAGGGGCCUGAGGGGCCGCCCCUCGCAGAGGGCGACUCUGCGGCCGACGAGUCCCUCGACCUUCUCUGCAGGCAGGCCUCGCUGACAGUGGUGCGCACGCAGCAGGGAUACUUCUCGAUCAACCGGCGGGUCGGGCCGGGAGAGGGCUGGGGCGCAGACUAG
Messenger RNA from Emiliania huxleyi CCMP1516, 720 nucleotides. RefSeq lists its product as hypothetical. The coding region runs from base 1 to 720 and encodes 239 amino acids. The record is from RefSeq and is a predicted model, not a curated record. The transcript is spliced from 2 exons. NCBI's taxonomy places the organism in Eukaryota, Haptophyta, Isochrysidales, Noelaerhabdaceae.